Bufo gargarizans (Asiatic toad) is the source of this 3128-nucleotide messenger RNA. Its product is annotated as transmembrane protein 132A-like. The transcript is spliced from 13 exons. The record is from RefSeq and is a predicted model, not a curated record. NCBI's taxonomy places the organism in Eukaryota, Metazoa, Chordata, Amphibia, Anura, Bufonidae.
AUCCUAAUACAUGGACUUAGUUGCUUCGACCUGACUGCUCUCAGAAUAACAUGGACGUUAUCUCGUUGGUCCUGGGCAUCCUGAGCUUUGCACAAGCUGCCAGCCAUUCUCUGAAUACACCAAUCCUACCAGUAACUCUAGAGGUAAAAGAUGUUGCACAGUACUUCCGUUUACAGAAAGCAGUGUCAGAUGAUGAUUCUACAAUGCCUCAAGGUUCUUUGGCACAGUCGCACAGUGAAGUGUUUUUUAUUCCACGGUUGGGGACCCGUGAGCCACAUGUAAAAGCAUCACUUCAGCACAUACACAGCCAAGAGAAUAUUCCAUUUAAAAUACUGGGAGCUCGACUGCAAGGGAUUCAAAGUGAGGUUGUUUGUGGAGAGGUAUCUCCCUCUGAUCCUGUGGCACGUGUAUUGUUUCAUCGUUCAGGGAUCGAUAGUCACUCAAGAGUAUCUGAGGAUCAGUGUGUGACAGUGCAAGUGGCACGUGAAUCAAUGAUUGUUCAAGGAUCUUGCAGAUUACAACAUCCUUUUGAUGUGUGUGUUGUGGAGCUUCUUUUUUCACCUUCCUGGUUCACUCUUUCAACACAUGUGAAUAUAACCCUGAAUUACUCUGUCUCUGAAGAUUGCAAGUACUCACACGAGGGAUCAGAGAUUGCAGGGAUUGUACAAAUGAUGGGUUUGAGCUCACCAAAGGUUCAGCAUCUAAAUGUGGGAGACUUUAUGACAAUCACACAUCCUGACAAAACUUUGUUACCUGGAGAGGUGUUCACUGUCUCAGUUAGCCUCGGUCAUAAUUGGACUCAACCUAGCUUCACUUUAAGAGUGCGCUGCCGUAUUGGGCUGGAACUCCUGUUUUCACGCUCUGCUGCUCCAAACAUUUGGGCUAUAAAGACUGAGAUACAGAGAGGUGCCAAACACCAUACCGUAAUAGGACAUUUAACACAAAGAGGAGCUUCAGAUCAUAGGUUCCCCCCAGUUAUUGCUCUUUUGGAUUUCCUCGUGAGUAAUGUCUCUGUAGGGCUUGCUGUGUCACGGAGGAUUACAUUCCAGCUAGAAGUUCCAGGUGGUGGUUUAGCCACCGCAGGUGUCAGAGGCAACGCUGAAGUGCUGGUAUCAGAUCAUGAUCUAAAAGCUAUUAUCCCACUUGUAAAGUCUCGUGAGAUACUGAAUACAGCUCCCCUGACCGGUAUUUCUCAGAAGAUUCCAGUGAGAGUAUUUGCCUUAGAGGCUGGUGGAUUUGUGAUAGAUGUCACCAAAGAGGCAGGAUGUGAGACCCCAAAUGCACAGAUUAUACAGGUUUCAGAAAGCUGUGAUUUCUUAUUUGUUGGUGGAAAGGAGACUCACGGAGCUGUAGGUGUAAAAGUGGAGUUUUGGCUAGAGCGCCUACGUUCUUUUCUUUUACUUUCUCUCUGGGUUCCUCUGCUUCCUCUGAGAGUUGAUGUGUCUGAUACUAAUUUGCAGCGUUUACCACGAUCAAAUAUACUGUCCUCUUCCAUGGAGAGCAGCGGAGGCCAUCGUAGAUCUGCCUCAGAUCACAUGGGUCAUAAUUGCCAUUCUCAGUAUCAACGAGCUCAUGUGCGCUUUCUGGCCUAUUUUGUGGCACAUUCCAUGGAUUGGAGCAGGCAGCUGACCUAUCUGUUGGGUUCUGAGUGGAUGCUUGAUGUAUCUCCUCUGAUUGGAAGUCAGGCAGUUAUCAGAGAUCAGCGUGUUGCACGUUUGGAGGAGAAGGGCAGUGUUCUUAUCGGCCAACAGCCGGGUAUUACGUCUGUUGAGGUGCGCUCUCCACUCUCACAUUCAGUUCUUGGAGAGCAAACAAUCUUAGUUUCUGCAGAAACGGUUUCCAUCUUAGAACUGCAUUCAAGCUUGAUGUGGAAUAUAUCUCUCUCUGUCACCCCAUCUGUUAUCAAACAUUCUGGUGUUUUUACAAUUUCAUACAAGUCUCAAGAAGCUAGAAUGAUUCCUAAACAGGAGGCUGUUCUAUGUGUUUGGCUAUUUUUCAGUGAUAUGUCUCUCGUUCCAAUAACCAUCUAUAAUCCUCAAGAAUUGGUUUUAACCAUUGUGUCCUCUGAUGCCUCCAUCCUGUCAGUUGGUCGUGCUAUGAUAUCAACAAGCUAUUGGUCUAUGCCAGUAUUAAUUUUUGAAAAUCCAGGUGAAGAACCUCUGGUGCGCAUGUCUCUUUUCCUGCCAGAGAGAUGUAGAAAAAAGGAAACCAUCGGUUUACUCAGUGAUGGGUAUAUUAGAGUUACGUUCCCAAGAAAUGGAACAAUAGGAGAUGAACAUCUUGGCAGAGACAUAAUACAGGGAGACACCGUCCUACUGACCAGGGACAGCAACAUUAUCUCAAGUGCUAACAAUGUUAUUCCAGGAACCAGUGACAUAAUCCUUAGGGGUGAUCAUACUAAUAUAGAAGAUAAUAAAUCUCAUUUUGAUGGUAUUGUUACAACACGGUGGGGAAGACCAGGCUUACAAGAAGGACUUUAUGGACUCCUUGCAAUAUUCUCUCUUCUUACCCUUCUGUUCUUUUUUAGUUGCCUGAUCUUUAUACGACAGCACAAGAAAAAAUCAGCACAUGAGGACCCUGCCAAUCCUGAGGCUCCAAACUGGGUAUGGUUAGAAGGGUCAGAUGCAGAUGGAUCAAAAUCACAAUCAGGAGGGGGUGAGGAAGAGGAGGGAAGUGGGCAGUGGGAUGCCAGGAACUUGGGUUCUCAAAGGCUGACAAGUACUUUCCAUCCAGUAAGACAUUUCCACAAGGAUGAGACUAAUUGUGAAUGUUACUCUGCUACCAACUCUUUCUCAAGAUCUACCAACCAUUCUAAAGCUUAUUUAGAAGCAAAAAGAUCUGAAGUUAGGUCAAUUAAAACAGCAAAUUCAAAUGGAGAAAGAAGAAUUGAAGGGGUACCUAAUGAUCCUAAUGUGCAGUCUAUUUUGGUGGCAAAUGAGGAGGACAUUGUUUGGGUAUGUAAGGAUAUGGGUAUGAGAGAGCCUCAAGAAAUCCUGAGCUACAUGAAAAGAAUCAGAUCUGAAACACCUCAUCGUGAUGAUAUUAGUAGAGAAGGACUAAGUGUUAGGGAAAUGGAUAUACUGGGAGCUAGAGUUAAGUGAAUCACUAAAAGCCACAAAAAUAAAUGA